This is a messenger RNA of Sapajus apella (tufted capuchin), 2278 nucleotides long. RefSeq names its product Coenzyme A synthase (gene COASY). The transcript has 10 exons. The record is from RefSeq and is a predicted model, not a curated record. Gene Ontology annotation, biological process: coenzyme A biosynthetic process. Lineage: Eukaryota; Metazoa; Chordata; Mammalia; Primates; Cebidae. Gene Ontology annotation, molecular function: pantetheine-phosphate adenylyltransferase activity; dephospho-CoA kinase activity; ATP binding. The coding region runs from base 183 to 1964 and encodes 593 amino acids.
GCCGAUGUGAGCUUGAGCGUCCCCCUUUAGACUCCCCAGUUCGAUUCCAUGAGUACCCCGGUGCAGCUUAGCAAGAGGGUCCAGGAUUUUUGGAUCCCCAGCCCUCUGACAAGGCUUCCAGUUCAGUUCUCCCCUCCCAGGAUUUCGACUCAAUUCAGCGAAGUCACCGCCCCGUCUGAGAAAUGAGAACACCAAGGCUCAGAGCACAGCCCAGAGGCACCAUCUGCCAGACCCCGUCCCCUCCCCCGGCUCCUCUAGGCCUGGGCAGAAUGGCCGCAUUCCGGUCUGGUCUUCUGGUGCUGACGACGCCGCUGGCCUCCCUGGCCCCUCGCCUGGCCCCCAUCCUGACCUCGGCGGCCGGGCUGGUGAAUGACACACUCUAUGUACACCUGCAGCCGGGCAUGAGCCUGGAGGGCCCGGCUCAGCCCCAGUCCACCCCCGUGCAGGCCACGUUUGAGGUUCUCGAUUUCAUCACGCACCUCUAUGCUGGCGCCGACGUCCACAGGCACCUGGACGUCAGAAUCCUACUGACCAAUAUCCGGACCAAGAGCACCUUUCUCCCUCUCCUGCCCACCUCAGUCCAGAAUCUCUCCCACCCGCCAGAAGUUGUGUUGACAGACUUCCAGACCCUGGAUGGAAGCCAGUACAACCCGGUCAAGGAGCAGCUAGUGCGUUAUGCCACCAGCUGUUACAGCUGUUGUCCGCGACUGGCAUCGGUGCUGCUAUACCCCGAUUAUGGGACAGGAGAAGUGCCCGUGGAGCCCCUUGAUGUUCCCUUACCCUCCACGAUCAGGCCAGCUUCCCCCGUGGCCAGGUCUCCAAAGCAGCCGGUGCGUGGCUACUACCGUGGCGCUGUGGGUGGCACGUUCGACCGCCUGCACAAUGCCCACAAGGUGUUGCUCAGUGUCGCGUGCGUCCUGGCCCAGGAGCAGCUUGUGGUGGGAGUAGCAGACAAAGAUCUGUUGAAGAGCAAGUUGCUCCCUGAGCUGCUCCAACCUUACACAGAACGCGUGGAACAUCUGAGUGAGUUCCUGGUGGAUGUCAAGCCCUCCUUGACUUUUGAUGUCAUUCCCCUGCUGGACCCCUAUGGGCCUGCUGGCUCUGACCCCUCCCUGGAGUUCCUGGUGGUCAGCGAGGAGACGUAUCGUGGGGGGAUGGCCGUCAACCGCUUCCGCCUGGAGAAUGACCUGGAGGAGCUUGCCUUGUACCAGAUCCAGCUGCUGAAGGACGUAGGACAUAUGGAGAAUGAAGAGGACAAAGUCAGCUCCUCCAGCUUCCGUCAGCGAAUGCUGGGAAACCUGCUUCAGCCUCCAUAUGAGAGGCCAGAUCUCCCCCGGAGUCUCUAUGUGAUUGGGCUGACUGGCAUCAGUGGCUCUGGGAAAAGCUCAAUAGCUCAGCGGCUGAAAGGCCUGGGGGCGUUUAUCAUUGACAGUGACCACCUGGGUCAUCGGGCCUAUGCCCCAGGUGGCCCUGCCUACCAGCCCGUGGUGGAGGCCUUUGGAACAGAUAUUCUCCAUAAAGAUGGCACCAUCAACAGGAAGGUCCUAGGCAGCCGGGUGUUUGGGAACAAGAAGCAGCUGAAGAUCCUCACGGACAUUAUGUGGCCAAUUAUCGCAAAGCUGGCUCGAGAGGAGAUGGAUCGGGCUGUGACUGAGGGAAAGCAUGUGUGUGUGAUUGAUGCUGCUAUGCUGCUUGAAGCCGGCUGGCAGAACCUGGUCCAUGAGGUGUGGACUGUUGUCAUCCCUGAGACUGAGGCCGUAAGACGCAUUGUGGAGAGGGAUGGCCUGAGUGAUGCCGCGGCUCAAAGCCGGCUGCAGAGCCAGAUGAGCGGGCAGCAGCUUGUGGAACAGAGCCACGUGGUGCUCAGCACCUUGUGGGAGCCACAUAUCACCCAGCGUCAGGUGGAGAAAGCCUGGGCCCUUCUGCAGAAGCGCCUUCCCAAGACUCAUCAAGGCCUCAACUGAAAAGGGGUUCUCAGUGGGGCCAGAUUGGCCCCUGGAGCUGACAAGCGACUGGGCGGUGAGGAGAAAUGGGGGCCUUGAUGCUCACCCUGGUUCAUGCCCAGAGGUCAAAGCUACGCUGUGUGGGACAUGGCCAAGCCUGGUGGACACAGGAGGCCUACACAGCACACUGGUAUCUGGCCAACAUUGAGGAUGUGGUUUGUGGGGGAAGCAGGCCCCUCCCCACUCUUGCCUAUGGGUGUCUGUGAUACCCACAGCUGACUAGGGUUGGGGCAAGUACUGGAACCUGUAACAGAAAUAAAGUGUAUGUUCCCAGG